GCUCGAGCGAGUAUCAGUGCGCGAGCUCCAGCACAGCGUCUCAGAGUAACGGUUUUUUCUCUCUGAGGUAAAUAAUCCGGAACCUGCGAUGCGUUUAUUGUGAUCUGGUGCUAAUAUUUUGAUGGUGAAACGGUGAAGACGUCGCCGUGUCCGUGCACCGAGACCGGAGGGAUGUAACGUUAUAAACGGAGGAUGCUGCUAACCGUAAGGCUGCGACUGGACCCACAGAACCAUAACAGAACCCUCACAGAACCGGACAGAACCGUGACCGGACCCACAGAACCGUGACUGGACCGUGACGGGAUGUUUGUGUGUUAUAAAGCUGUGAUGUAGCCGCUCAGCUCCGACACCAUGCAGCUGUGUUGCUGCUUAAAGCACAAUGGAGGCUGAGAGAGAAAUCCUGAGGUAAAAAAAGGGCAAUAAACCCUUAAUAAUGACUUUCCUCAUACCUUUCUGUCCUGGAGUGAAUGUCACGCGUUAUUCCGUUAUACAGGCUGCAGAAAUGACCUGUCCUCCUCCUCUUCCUCUUCUUCUUCAUCAUCAUCAUCACCACCAUCAUCAUCAUCACCUCUGAUCACAGGGACGCUGAAACGAAUCUGAUCGCAUCCCAUCUGCGGAUCGGGGUUUUAUUUUUUAUUCUUUUAAAUAAUAAUAUUUGAAUGAGUUAUUUUUCCUAAAUGGCUGCGGCACGGAAAAUUAAAACUUUGCUGACGGUGAACAUCCUGGUGUUUGUCGGCAUCGUGUUGUUCUCGGUGUACUGCCGGAUCCAGGACCGGUCCGAGGAGCUCGUGCAGCUCGGGCGGUCGGCGGAGGCGCGCGCGCGGACCCGACAGGGCAGAGUCACCGACACCGACCGGCAGUCCAUCCUGCAGAGACUGGAGAGGCUGGAGGACGUGGUGUACAACCAGCUUAACGGAGUGUCGAAGGCGAUGGGGCUGUUGGAGGGUCCUGGAGGUCUCGGACAGGGCGGAGCUGCAGCUACACUUGGGGGUGAAAGUCCAGAAGGCGGGGGCAAAUAUGAAGAGUACGGCUACAACGCCCAGCUGAGCGAGCGCAUCUCUCUCGACAGGAACAUUCCUGACUACAGACCUAAAAAAUGUAAACAGCUGGCGUAUUCUGACGACCUGCCGCAGAUCUCGGUGGUGUUCAUCUUUGUGAAUGAAGCUCUGUCGGUGAUCCUGCGCUCCGUACACAGCGUGGUCAAUCACACACCGGCUCACUUGCUCAAGGAGAUCAUCCUGGUGGACGACAACAGCGACAGCGUGGAGCUGAAGUAUAACUUGGAUCAGUAUGUGAAUAAACGUUAUCCGGGAUUAGUGAAGAUCGUCAGGAACUCAAAGAGGGAAGGUCUGAUCCGAGCUCGGAUCCACGGCUGGAACGCUGCUACGGCUCCUGUAGUAGGCUUCUUCGAUGCACAUGUGGAAUUUAACACAGCUUGGGCCGAGCCGAUCCUGUCCCGGAUAAAAGAAGAGCGCACUCGGAUAAUCCUGCCUGCCAUAGACAACAUCAAAUACAACACCUUCGAGGUGCAGCAGUAUGCUAACGCCGCUCACGGCUACAACUGGGGCCUGUGGUGCAUGUACAUCAUUCCUCCUCAGGAUUGGCUGGAUAAAGGGGACGAGACCGCCCCCAUCAGAACUCCUGCGAUGAUUGGCUGCUCGUUCGUGGUGGAUCGUGAGUAUUUUGGAGACAUCGGCCUCCUGGAUCCAGGCAUGGAGGUUUAUGGAGGAGAGAAUAUUGAACUGGGGAUGAGGGUGUGGCAGUGUGGGGGCAGUAUGGAGGUUUUGCCCUGUGCCCGAGUUGCUCACAUAGAACGCACUAAGAAGCCCUACAACAAUGACAUUGACUACUACGCCAAGCGGAACGCCCUGAGGGCCGCUGAAGUCUGGAUGGAUGAGUUUAAAUCCCAUGUCUACAUGGCCUGGAACAUCCCAAUGAAUAAUCCUGGAGUGGAUUUUGGAGACGUGUCAGAGCGAGUGGCCCUGAGGAACAGACUGAAGUGUAAGAGCUUUCGCUGGUACCUACAGCACGUUUACCCGGAGAUGAGGAUCUACAACAACACCAUCACAUAUGGCGAGGUGCGGAACAGUAAAGCGAGUGGUUAUUGCCUGGAUCAAGGCUCAGAGGAUGAUAACAGAGCGAUACUUUACCCCUGUCACGGCAUGUCGUCUCAGCUGGCUCGGUAUUCUACAGAAGGUCUCCUGCAGUUAGGACCCUUGGGCUCCACCACGUUUCUACCAGACACCAAGUGCCUGAUUGAUGACGGACGGGGUCGAACUCCCACCUUAAAGAAAUGUGACGCAGUGUCACGAUCCUCACAGAGACUUUGGGAUUUCACACAGAACGGGCCGAUCAUAAACAGAGACACUGGUCGCUGUCUGGAAGUGGAGAUGUCUAAAGAAGCCAGUUUUGGCCUGCGGUUGGUUAUGCAGCGCUGCUCAGGACAGAAGUGGAUGAUACGGAACUGGAUUAAACACCCGAGACACUGAGGGAGCUGAACAACACACUGCCUCCUCUCUGUGUCUGUGUGAUGGACUGAUGCCCCAGCAUCACGUCACGGCGGCGUGUGUGUGUGUGUGUGUGUGUGUGUGUGUGUGUGUGUGUGCUCGGCCCAGACUCAGGCUGAGACACUGUUCUAUCAGCAGGCCGUCCAGACGGGACAUAAAGACAUAAAAAUGAUGAUAUUUAGGAGUUGAGGGUUGAACAGGACGCUCUGGAGGAACACACAUUGUUUGCACAACCAGUAUUUCCAAACAGACUGCUGCUGGAGUUAGUGAUACCUGAACUACUGGUACAGACUUACACACUCAAACACACAACAAACACUCAAAUUACAAACACUCAUCUCAUCUGUUCAUUUCUAACCAUUUCUGUUUUCAGCUCCUCUCCGUCUGCCCUUGGGUCUGUGCUUCAGUCUUGUAUCAUGAUAUCAUCAGCUGUUCAAUGAGGGAUCAAGUCACAUCACUGUUUAACACAAACACCAGCUGACACACACACAACACACACAACACACACACACAACACAAAAUCAUGCCAGCACUGAUUCUCACUGAUCCAGUGUAACCCCUGACACUAGCAACCAACACACAACGAUUCUAUGUUGUGUGUGUGUGUGUGUGUGUGUGUGUGUGUGUGUGUGUGUGUGUGUGUGUGUGAGACACUGAGCCAUCAUUCUGCUGAGAAAAAAGAUUUUAAUUUGCUUUUGAACCGUAGCUGUGAUACAGUAAAGCGACAAAUCCACCUGAUUGACUCCAGAGAAUUCUAAUCUUAUACUCGAGGUUCCAAUUUUGAAAUAAUUUGGUCUUUAUUUAAAGCACUAUGCAAAUUAAAUAAAAUUACAGCUAAUCAAAGCUUAGGCCUUGUUCAACUGCAGUCAUCACACAGAAUCAAAUCAUCCAGUGAAAUGAAUAAUGACAGUUUGGGGAAAAGUCUUUUUCUUUAUCUCCAACUAAAUCCUAUCUCUGUCCUCUAUGCUGCGUCCCAAUUCACCCGCUAUUCAUCCUAAAUAGUGUCAGAGUUCACAAUUAGUGUGUCCUUAAUCAUAGUGUGUAGAAUUGAGUAACCGUUAGUACAUGAUGGUUUACUGUCUCCAGCAGAGCCAGAGUUCAGCAGCGUUUAUCCCUGGACUCUUUUUCAGCUAAUAUUACCCAUAGUUCCUUGCACCAUGGAGGAGAAGUGGGUCAAAUUUAACCUGCAAACAUAAUGGAAAUGUGGGAAAUUAAAUCAGAUGAAUGGUAAAUAAUAUUAUAUAGUAAAAGUGUACUAUAUAGUAAGGAAUAAUGAAUGAAGAAAAGCUGAAGAAAAAGAGUUCAGACUUUUAGUGUAUCGUGUCAGUAGAAGGACUGGAAUAGAACGUGUUUAAACAUAAUCAGAGAAACUACAAUUAUAACAUCCUUCAUCAGUGUUGUGUCUGAUGAUGGACAAGAUGACUCAUGGGCCAUUUUUUUAUUACUGGUUAAUCCACAAAAUGUGACAGUGAUGUGUAAUUAGCAUGAACACAAGGCAGCACUGUGGCACCGAGGGCCUUUUACACAAGAACCUUGUACCACUGAGAACCGACAUCUAGUCCAGCUGAAGACUGACGAUGUCCAAACACACACUAACACUGUAGCACUAGUACAUAUAAGUGACGUGACAUACGGCUAAGUACGGUAACCCAGACUCAGAAUUCGUUCUCUGCGUUUAACCCAUCCAAAGUGCACACACACACACCGUGAACACACACACACACACCGUGAACACAUUUAUGCUGCGCCGCCCGGGGAGCAGUCGGGGGGGUUCGGUGCAUUGCUCAAGGGCACCUCAGUCGUGGUAUUGCCGGCCCAAGACUCGAACCCACAACCUUGUGGUUAGGAUACAAACUCUCUAAGCCACGACUAAUAAACAGUAAAACACACACACACACACACACACACACACACACACAGCAUCGCUGUCUAUCACUGUAAUUACAAACAGAAUGUAAACAUCAUUAUUAUUAGCACCAGCUCAUCCCACAUGUGUGAAACCUGCUGAGAUUUGUUGUUACUCCUCCGUUCUCUUAAAUCUGUUGAAGAACAGGAAUAAAGCUGAACUGUAACACAGCCAAGUCUUAAAAGCUUUUACACCUCACAUCAACAAUUUAACUUCCUUUAAUGAAACAGUGUUCAUUUAAAUUUCCUGUUUAACUAUCAUUCACUUGACCGUUUAAAUUCUACAUUAACUAGCAAAAAGGUUUCCUACACUGGGUCGUGUUAUUAUUGGGCUACAGCUCCGUUAUGCUCUCGUCUCAUUCAUCCGUCCUGCCGUAUCUAUCGAUAUAUUCUCCCUAAACGUAGUUGUUCUUCUGGGACGUGAUCUCUAGUUUUGCUCUGCAGUGACAUCACAAUGCAGUUUGCACCUUUGCUAAUUAGAAGAUCACAUGAUUUAUGCGUUAACUGCUUUACUCUUAUAGUUCUAUCACAAGCCUCAAAGCUGGCACGUUUUGUCUGACCAGUUACGUGUGGUACAACUGGACAUCUGUAUAAAUCAUUUCAUCAUUUUUUUUGGCCCAUGAUUUUGAGGCGCUGGGUAACGUUUUAAAACACGGCACCUUUUGUAGUGACAAGAAACCAAUCAGUUGCUGAGGUUUUCGAGUCUCCUACAUCCACAUCAUCAGCAGAAAAUACGUCAAACAUUCUAAACUCCACUAAAUAUAUGCAGGCAUAACACCAGCAUGUCCACACCAUCCUCCUCCUCCUCCUAUUCCUCUUCCUCCUCCGCCUCCACACAUCAGCCGCGCAAGCGUUAACACGUAGAGACGCUCGUGACAGGACGGACUGCAGAUAUAGUCUUUAUUGGGGGUGCAGGUUAAAACGAAUACUCUUUUAUUUCCCCAUCGAUAUUAGGGACUCUAAAGCACUUAAGAUAAAUAAUUUGUUCUGUGUGUCUUCACCCUGUCAUGAGUUGCUCUAGCCUUUUUAUUCGUGUCAUCACACAACUGCAAUAAUCGUGUGGGUCAGUGACGGGGUUGACGUGACGUGUGGUUCACACUCUCAAUAUUACACCAGACAGAAGUAUGUGGCAGCACGACACGUGGACGGAGAAGGACAGGAGUAUAAACAGUGUAUUAGUGUGUUUCCUGUGAUAAUUAUUGCAUUAGUUACAGACUAUACACUUGUUUACUCACCUUGAAGUGCUAAUCUGUGACAAAACAUUUACACAGUAGAUCAGCUGCAUUCUUUCAUUCUGAGAAAAGAGGCACUAAUAACAAUCAGCAAGCUUAUGAAUCUUCAUACAAGCUUAAUUUCACACAUUUCACACUGCAGUAGAUGCAGGCGAACGUGUAGGAAUUCUCCGGAUGGAGCGUUAACCGGUUUACAGUUUUCAUUUUACUCCAAUGUUUCAGUCCUGUGAACAGAUUUAAAGACUGUGAUCAUCACAAUGGAGAAGCUCGAGCUUGUAAAAUAUUUUGAGGUUGUUAAUAGAAUUUAAACUUGUAAAGGGAUAUUUACAAUAAUUAUUUAAGCUCAGAUAAAGGUUUUUAUAACAAUGGGAAGAGAUUUAGAGCUUGUACAAAGUUCAGAAUUAUGAUC
This is a messenger RNA of Tachysurus vachellii, 6053 nucleotides long. It is a transcript of the gene galnt9, whose product is annotated as polypeptide N-acetylgalactosaminyltransferase 9. Lineage: Eukaryota; Metazoa; Chordata; Actinopteri; Siluriformes; Bagridae. The transcript has 11 exons. Gene Ontology annotation, cellular component: Golgi apparatus. The record is from RefSeq and is a predicted model, not a curated record. Bases 678 to 2489 code for a protein of 603 amino acids.